UCGUUGGCCUCUGCAUGUCCUGAUGUGCAGUGAUUAUAGUUCCUUAUUUUAGUUCGGGUUUACGUUCAAUGUUCCAUUAGGCCUUGGGUAAUGUCGCCAGCACGCAAUGGCUUCCGACUAUCUGAACAACACGCAGAAUCUGGUCCAUCCGGACUGGGAGGUGGUGGAUCCAACGCCGGACAUUCACGUCCUGUUUCCGAUCUUCGACCGGAAGUUCUUCCAGGGUAAGCUUUUGUGCGUCGAGCUGGAGUGGAGCAAAAGGAUGUACAGCUGUGCGGGGAUUUGCUACCAGCGGACCAAUCGUUUUGGGAGAAGUUGUACGAUUCGAUUGAGUGAACCAUUGCUGAAGCUGCGAUCGAGAAAGGAUCUGGUGGAGACGUUGCUGCACGAGAUGAUCCACGCAUACUGCUUCGUGCUGGGAAUACGCGAAGGAAACGGGGGACAUGGGCCGCAUUUUAAGAAGAUCAUGAACGGGAUCAAUCGGAUUGCCGGAACGAAUAUAACGGUCUACCACACCUUCCACGAUGAGGUGAAGCUAUACAAGACGCACUGGUGGAAGUGCAACGGAGUCUGUCAUAAUCGGGCUCCCUUCUACGGGACGGUGAAGCGAACUGCCAAUCGAAAACCGGGGCCUUCGGAUUUCUGGUGGGCCGAGCAUCAGCGAUCCUGCGGAGGAGAGUUCAUCAAGAUUAAGGAACCGGAACCGAAGCGGAAGAAGGCAGGUGGUAACAAAGAAAACGAACCACGGUUGACAGGUUCGCAGGGGAAGAAAGGAAAAAGUCCGAUAAAGGCCCCGGAUGGCAAUCGGAUUUCGGACUAUUUCAAUUCGACUGGGAAUGCAACGGGAACUACUCCUCAGAACACAAACGGUUUCAAGAAACCAUACACAGCAACUGCGCCAAACAUCGGCGGUAGAACAGUGGUCAUUCGCAAACCGCCAUCCACGUCCACCACCAACAAAAAGCCAUCACAGGAACCGGUCACUACUCCAGUAAAGAAACCCGGUCCGAUUGUUGCCCCGGGUAGCAAUUUGAAAAACGUCAAACAGUUCAAGGAUCUCAUCGGAGACGACGGAAGUCCCAGUACAGCAGCGAAAAAUCAGUCACCACCUUUGUUCUCUGGAAGGGGGGAAACUUUGGGAGUACCUGCUAGUGGUCCCAGUCGCGUUGGCCAACCGGGAAACGCUCGCAACAGUCGUUUGCUAACCCAGUUUCCCCCGCAAGAGAAGAAACCUCGCAUCGAACCAGUGAACAAACCCCCGGAAUCAGCGGCGGUAGUUGUGGAUCUCUCGGACGACGCGGACGAUUACAUCUUCGAGGAAAUCGAUCUGGAUCGGAUCAAAAAGGAGCGACAGGAUUCGAUCAGAAAGGAAAUCAUGGCAUCGUUUGCCGACGACGAUAUGGAGGAAAUCGUGCUAAUCGACGACGAGUACGACGAUGAAGCGGUCGAUUUGGUAUCGUUGGAUGACUCGCUGACGGACACAUCGGUGAUUGAUGAACUGUUCGGUGAUCAGGAUGCCCUGAUUGAGGAGUUCAAUUCGAACAACUCCAAGGUGAAGCCGGACAGCGAAGAGGACGAAAUCGUUUCCUGCCCGAUGUGUCUGAAGAAGAUCAAACGAUCGCAAGUUUCGACCCAUUUGGAGCGGUGCUACUCGGUGAUGCUUGGGGAAGACGAUGUUCAGGAGGCGAAGAAGGAGACAUUCGAUCCGAAUCAACCGUCCACCUCGAAGGCCGGAGCGAGUUCGAAAAAGAACAAGAAACUCCCCAGUAAGAAGGAAACCGAGCGGGAGGAAAAUCGCCAGCUUCUCAAGGAAUGCGGCUACAGUGAAGAGGACAUAGCGAAAGCGUUAGCCACGAUGGAACAGGAGGACGAGGCGGGAAGAGUGAGGAAUGCAAGCGAAUCCGGUGGCUCCAGUCACCUUUUGGACGAGGGGGACGAAAUCGAUCUGACUGCCAUCGGAGAGCAGUGCGAGUGCCCGGUUUGCGGGAGGAAGAUCCAAUUCGAGCAGAUUAAUCGGCAUUUGGAUGGGUGUUUGGGGACGUGACGGGGUU
Molecule: messenger RNA, 2051 nt
Organism: Ochlerotatus camptorhynchus
Lineage: Eukaryota; Metazoa; Arthropoda; Insecta; Diptera; Culicidae
Gene: mh
Product: maternal haploid
Exons: 2
Coding region: 107-2044 (645 amino acids)
Biological process (GO): DNA repair
Cellular component (GO): nucleus
Molecular function (GO): polyubiquitin modification-dependent protein binding; metalloendopeptidase activity; single-stranded DNA binding
Source: RefSeq, a predicted model, not a curated record